AUGGUUGCACCGAGUUCUCGUGAAGAAGAAGGAUCAAGGGAAUCGACGCCUGCUAGACAAAAACCAGAAGUUGAGGAGGAAGAUGAGGAAGAAGAUGAUGAGGGACCCUGCGGCUCAUACUUUAGAUUCUGCGGCUCAACCUAUUCUCUAUUCAAAGUGAUAAGCUACUGGAAACAAGAUGCUGGAUACUAUGCAACAUGCAAGAAAGAAUUCGAGAAGGCAGGAUUCGGAGGCCUAUUGGACCUUCGAAUGCCAAAAAUUCCCAAUGUCUUCAUGGACGACUUGAUGGCUGCUUAUGACAUCUCAACAAGUACUUUUGUUUUCGGGGAAGGAGACUUGAAGAAGGUGUUCGAAUUCUCACCUGAGGAUGUGGCACGUGUUUACGGUCUUCCUCUUGGUGAGGCUGUGAUUGAUCUGAAGUACAUUAAGGGGGGGAUGCUCGACAGUUUCAGCCAGUAUAUCGGCAUGACUCCGAACAGGGGCCGCAAUGUUCCUAUCAAGGAUAUGCGACAGUUGGCCAUUCCAUCCGAAGGUCCUAGACCACUUGUUGCAGUGGCUGUCAAGCAAUUCUUGUUGCUAGCUACUGUUUCGUUGCUCGUGCCAACAUUUUCUCGGAGGUACAAGCUGGACUUUGCCCCAUACAUAGGUGGGAGUAUUGAGGACGUUAGGGUGUACGAUUGGUGUACCUUUAUUUUCCGUUAA
Messenger RNA from Linum trigynum, 702 nucleotides. NCBI's taxonomy places the organism in Eukaryota, Viridiplantae, Streptophyta, Magnoliopsida, Malpighiales, Linaceae. The record is from the annotation of a GenBank genome assembly.